UCUUGGCUGGAGCUUCCGUUGACACCGUUGGUUGAUACCAUUGUGGGUAUUCGUUUUGGUUAUUGGUUUUGAUAAAAGCGUAAAAGCAAUAAGUUGAUUGCCCACGAAAUUAUAACGAAGUGUGUUGGAUUAAAGGAGAAAAAUAAUGCCAGUAGAAAUUAUUAGCGUUGAGUGGGCGAGGUAACAGAAAUGAUAGACGAUGAUAUCAGGAGAUCUGAGUUUGGGAUAAGCUUGAAGUAAAUCUUGACGGGAUCCGGGAAGCCUUUAUAUCUUCGGAUACAAACUCAAUCUCUUAUGCCAUGCAAGCGUUGCAACUGUACGUCCGCACUCCAACUCAUCAACAAAGAAAACAACUGCAUGGAACAUGAACAUUUUGCCACCACUAGUAUCCUAAAAAUCAAUAACUUCUCAAUGAUCGAGAUAAAGGUCAGUAAAAGGAUCCCUAGUGCUGCCGGAAAUACGCCGCUAGUGUUGCUUGAUGCAUAUCAACCAUACUGCACUGUAUCACGGGAAGCAACAUCAGCAAGGCGACAUCGGUGGCCGGAGCGUAAUACCGGCAUUCUGAUUUUAGUUUGCUGCGCCGUUUUUCUUUUUCCAUACACGUCAACGCGGCGAGCUGCAUGGAAUUAGCCAUGUUUGGAGGCCAUUGCAGGAACCGAGUUCCAG
Molecule: messenger RNA, 666 nt
Organism: Aspergillus ruber CBS 135680
Lineage: Eukaryota; Fungi; Ascomycota; Eurotiomycetes; Eurotiales; Aspergillaceae
Exons: 1
Coding region: 295-630 (111 amino acids)
Source: RefSeq, a predicted model, not a curated record